GCUUUUAGUGUUUGCUCGCUGACACAGAGGUUUCUCAACGGAACAGAGAGAAGAGAGGCAUGUUCGUCAAUGGCGAUUAAGCGUUCAGGACCAGAAAUUCGGGAAAGAGAAGCUCCAAAUGAAUGGCCAGAGUCUCCACGCGACAACUAUUUCCAUUCCGAAACACCCUUUUCACGCGCCCCAUCACAAGCGCCAAAACUUGCACUUCAUCUUUGCGCAAUGAAAAAAACCCAACAUUCUCACUCUUCUCCCCUUUGCAUUUCGAAACGCUUCUUCAACGCUCGUGCCACAGCGUUCACCAUCUUCUUCAAACCCAAGCCCUUCUCAUCACCUCAACCCUUUUCCGUAACCCCUUCUUGGCACGCACCGUUUUGAGUCGUGCCUCUCAUUUAUGCCACGUCGCUUACACCCUUUUGAUCUUUCGACACCUUAAUUCAUUCGACACCUUUUGUGUCAACACGGUGAUCAAUGCUUAUUCUAAUAGCCAUGUUCCUCAUCAAGCUCUUGUUUUUUACUUUCACUCUUUAAGGAAUGGUUUCUUUCCCAAUAGCUACACCUUCGUCCCACUCGUUGGUUCGUGUGCAAAAAUGGGUUGCAUUGAUUAUGGGGGAGAGUGCCAUGCCCAGGUUAUUAAGAAUGGUGUUGACUCUGUGUUGCCCGUGCAGAACUCUUUGAUUCAUAUGUAUGCUUGUUGUGGGGUUAUUAGGGUUGCUAGGGUGAUUUUUGAUAGCAUGUUGACUCGGGAUUUGGUCUCGUGGAACUCAAUUGUUGAUGGGUAUAUGGUGGCUGCUGAAUUAAGUGAUGCGCACCAGUUGUUUGGUGUAAUGCCUGAGAGGAAUUUGAUUACUUGGAAUGUCAUGAUUAGUGGGUAUUUGAAGGCUAGGAACCCUGGUUAUGCAAUGAAGUUGUUUCGGGAAAUGUGCAGGAUGGGAUUGAGAGGUAAUGCAAGGACUAUGGUCUGUGUGGCCACAGCUUGUGGUCGGUCGGCAAGGUUCAAAGAGGGGAGAUCAGUUCAUGGGAGCAUCGUGAGGAUGUUUAUGAGGUCAAGUUUGAUUCUUGAUACAGCUUUGAUAGAUAUGUACUGUAAAUGCGGGAGGGUGGAGAUAGCACAGAGAGUGUUUGAGAGGAUGACAAACAGGAAUUUAGUUUCGUGGAAUGCAAUGAUCUUAGGGCACUGCAUUCGUGGGUGUCCUGAAGAUGGAUUGAACCUGUUUGAUGUAAUGGUUGGGAUGGGGAAGAUGAAACAUGAAAUUGAGACUGAUCAGAGUCUGAGUGCAGAUAGAGGUCUGGUGAGGUUACUCCCUGAUGAAGUAACCUUCAUUGGCAUCCUCUGCGCCUGUGCAAGGGCAGAGCUGUUGAGUGAGGGCAGGUCUUACUUCAAACAAAUGACUGAUGUAUUUGGUGUGAAGCCCAAUUUUGCUCAUUUUUGGUGCAUGGCAAACCUUCUUGCAAAUGUGGGGCAUGUUGAUGAGGCAGAAGAGUUCCUGCAGAGCAUGGCAAAAUUUGAUGGGGAUAUGUCAUAUGAGUCAUUGAUAUGGGCAAGUUUGCUUGGUUUAUGUUGUUUCAAGAGAGAAGUCUACUUGGGGGAACAAAUUGCUAAGCUUCUUGUUGACAUGGAUCCUAAGAACCUCGCAUGUUACCAGUUUUUAUUGAUCAUAUAUGCUGUGGCUGCUCAAUGGGAGAACGUAUCUAGAGUACAAAAUCUGAUGAAGGAAAGAGGAAUAGAGAUAAUACCUGGAAGCAGUCUUAUGGACUUGAAAAAUAUUGUUCACAAUUUCAAAGUGUCAAACAAAGGGCAAGAGGGAAUUGAAGCGGUAAACAUGAUGAUGGAUGAGCUAGCUCUCAGAUUCAGGUUGCCAAGUUCUGAUUUAGGCCAGUCAUCAGUAGGCCAGAAAGAGAAUACUAGCUAGAAUAAUGGUGAAGAUGAUGAUGAAAGAUAACCCAAAUCCUUUAGCAAGUAGAAUUCAAUUCACAUUUUUUAAUAAGUUUUGUUGGUCCAAACAUCCCAUCCACUCAACCAAACCAUA
This is a messenger RNA of Abrus precatorius (Indian licorice), 2027 nucleotides long. Its product is annotated as pentatricopeptide repeat-containing protein At3g51320. Gene Ontology annotation, biological process: RNA modification. Lineage: Eukaryota; Viridiplantae; Streptophyta; Magnoliopsida; Fabales; Fabaceae. The transcript has a single exon. The record is from RefSeq and is a predicted model, not a curated record. Gene Ontology annotation, molecular function: RNA binding; protein binding. Bases 123 to 1910 code for a protein of 595 amino acids.